AUGGCGGAAGAUAAUGAGGAGCAAAAUCCACAUUCGUCAGUUAGCAGUCUUUCAGCAGCAGGAGGAAGUUUUAUAACGGUGACUGAGAAUGAUCUUACAGACAGUUUUAGCUGGUCGUCAGCCAGUGAGAGCACGGAACUAUUGAAACCUCGAGAAAAAACCGAAUUUACAACGGCCGGCGACGCCUCUUCCGCUACUGCUGGGACGACUACUGUCCCUGCAACUGAUACAAUUCACAGCGCAUCAACUACUCUGUCUCUUUCCGUGGCCGAAUCUGAAGACAACUCACAGACACUUGCUCAAUCGGAAACAUCCUCCUCUUCGCCUUCCCUUUCAGGCUUUCUCGAGCCUCCUGAUUCUCCCUCGAUCGUAUCAGAUGAUGGUAGUAUACACAUGGUUAGCGCAGAAACCAUCUCACCAGUCAUUGUAUCCCCAGCAUCAUCAUUGGAGGGCUCGCACGAGGAAGAGGAUGGAGAUAAUGUUAUUGUACAUAAAUCACGUAGCGAAAGUGAAAGCCAGAUGGGGGAAAGUCGAGGGGAAGAAAGGUCACCACAAUUUACACCAACUGUCAUUACGAGGAGUUUCAUACCUGGCGAAGGUAAUGCGCAAGAUCGUAAUGACAAUGUGUCGGGUUUUAGAAAUGGCAGACGAGACCCUGGAUCUUCUGUUCUAGAGUUGCCCGAGGCUGCUGAUCCUAAUACUGUCUUUAAUACAAAUAUAGCUCAUGCGGGCAAUACACGUUUAACGAGAUCAAUACCCACAGACAAGCGUGGCAGUGUCAACAUUCUAUUCCAACCUCAACAUCGUCAAUCUCUUGUGGCUCAGCUAAAUGAUGGCACACACGCGAGAGAAGUCAUCAUGGGAAUAGUUAAAGACCAUAUAUUGAAACCAUUCUUGCAAGGCUUUGCAUUAGGCAUGGCUGCACAUCUGUAUCGAUAUCUCAGAUCUGGUAGAACUGCGGUAGCGGGUGUCUGGAAAAGAAAUUUAGAAAAUUCAAAGUCGACAUGA
Molecule: messenger RNA, 1008 nt
Organism: Paraglomus occultum
Lineage: Eukaryota; Fungi; Glomeromycota; Glomeromycetes; Paraglomerales; Paraglomeraceae
Source: the annotation of a GenBank genome assembly